AUGUGUUUGCAAUUACGAGAGCAGCAGCACCAGCACCACGAAGAAGAUGCCGCAGGAGAUCUGCCCUUGCGGCCGGCUAAGGCACGCAAGUCCACCCGCUGGGACAGACUCGAUGGCCGCUACGACUGGGACGAGCGCGGCGGGCUGCGCUUCAUCCCACGGCGUCAGACAGAGCCGCAGAACGAGCAGCAGGCAGAGCAGAGCAAGCAGGAGGAGCGGCCGGCGGUGAGAUCCACACGCCACCCAAGGCGUUGCAAGGGCAAGCGAGCGCCGAGGAAGUUUCAACCAACGCUUGAAGGCAUCCAAGAGAAGGGUCGUUGA
Molecule: messenger RNA, 321 nt
Organism: Zasmidium cellare ATCC 36951
Lineage: Eukaryota; Fungi; Ascomycota; Dothideomycetes; Mycosphaerellales; Mycosphaerellaceae
Exons: 1
Coding region: 1-321 (106 amino acids)
Source: RefSeq, a predicted model, not a curated record